GCGGCCGCCCCGCCCCUCCGCCGCCGGGUCCGUCAGUCAGUCAGUCAGUCAGUCACGGAGCGCGCGGCGCGGGAGCGGCCGGCGUUCGCUGCGUGUCUGUGGAGGGAGCGCGGCGCCUGGGGAGGAGGCGGAGGCGGUGACUGGAGGAGCGCGAGCUGCGGCUGCCCUGCCCGGGGCCGCGACGGUAGCCGGGGCAGCCGGAGGGCCGCGCGGCUGCCACGAUGGAGCAGCUAUCAGAUGAAGAAAUUGACCAUGGUGCUGAAGAAGACAGUGACAAGGAAGAUCAGGACCUUGACAAAAUGUUUGGAGCCUGGCUUGGGGAACUAGACAAACUCACUCAGAGUUUGGAUUCUGACAAGCCCAUGGAACCAGUAAAAAGAUCUCCUCUUCGCCAGGAAACAAACAUGGCCAAUUUUUCUUAUCGCUUCUCCAUAUACAACUUGAAUGAAGCUCUGAAUCAGGGAGAGACUGUGGAUCUGGAUGCCCUAAUGGCCGAUCUUUGCUCUAUAGAGCAGGAGCUCAGCAGUAUUGGCUCAGGAAAUAGUAAGCGACAAAUCACAGAAACAAAAGCUACUCAGAAAUUACCUGCUAGCCGACAUACAUCAAAACAUGGCACCUUGAAAGCAUUAUCUUCUUCAUCUAAUCAAAUAAGUAAACCUUCCCAUGCUAACUACUCCCUGGAUGACAUCACUGCACAAUUAGAACAGGCCUCCUUGAGCAUGGAUGAGGCUGCUCAGCAAUCUGUACUAGAAGAUACUAAGCCUGUGGUAACUAAUCAGCACAGAAGAACCGCGUCAGCAGGCACAGUGAGUGAUGCUGAAGUACGUUCUAUUAGUAACUCUUCUCGUUCUAGCAUCACUUCUGCAGCCUCCAGCAUGGACUCUUUGGAUAUUGAUAAAGUAACACGCCCUCAAGAACUGGAUUUGACACAUCAGGGGCAGCCAAUUACUGAGGAAGAACAGGCAGCAAAAUUGAAAGCUGAGAAGAUCAGAGUUGCCCUAGAGAAAAUUAAAGAGGCACAAGUGAAAAAGCUGGUGAUUAGAGUCCACAUGUCUGAUGACAGUUCUAAAACAAUGAUGGUGGAUGAGAGGCAGACAGUGAGACAAGUGCUGGAUAACCUGAUGGACAAAUCCCACUGUGGUUAUAGUCUAGACUGGUCGCUGGUGGAAACCAUUUCUGAAUUACAAAUGGAGAGAAUCUUUGAAGACCAUGAAAACUUGGUUGAAAAUCUUCUUAAUUGGACAAGAGAUAGCCAAAACAAGCUUAUAUUUAUGGAGCGUAUAGAAAAAUAUGCACUUUUCAAAAACCCACAGAAUUAUCUUCUGGGGAAAAAGGAAACAGCUGAGAUGGCAGAUAGAAACAAAGAAGUGCUGUUGGAGGAAUGUUUUUGUGGAAGUUCUGUAACUGUACCGGAAAUUGAAGGAGUCCUUUGGUUGAAAGAUGAUGGCAAGAAGUCUUGGAAAAAGCGUUAUUUUCUCUUGCGAGCCUCUGGUAUCUACUAUGUCCCUAAAGGAAAAGCAAAGGUCUCUCGAGAUCUGGUGUGCUUUCUCCAACUGGAUCAUGUCAAUGUUUAUUAUGGCCAGGACUAUCGAAACAAAUAUAAAGCACCUACGGACUAUUGCCUGGUUCUAAAGCACCCACAGAUCCAGAAGAAAUCUCAGUAUAUCAAAUACCUUUGCUGUGAUGAUGUGAGGACUCUGCAUCAGUGGGUCAAUGGGAUCCGCAUCGCAAAGUACGGGAAGCAGCUCUACAUGAACUAUCAAGAAGCCUUGAAGAGGACAGAGUCAGCUUAUGAUUGGACUUCCUUAUCCAGCUCCAGCAUUAAAUCAGGAUCCAGUUCUUCCAGCAUCCCAGAGUCUCAGUCAAAUCACUCCAAUCAGUCUGACAGUGGAGUUUCCGACACUCAGCCAGCGGGACACAUUCGUUCCCAGAGCAUCGUGAGCUCCAUCUUCUCCGAAGCCUGGAAGCGAGGCACUCAGUUGGAAGAGUCCAACAAGGCCAGAAUGGAGUCUAUGAAUCGGCCCUACACUUCCCUUGUGCCCCCUUUAUCUCCACAGCCUAAGAUAGUCACCCCUUACACUGCUUCACAGCCUUCCCCACCCCUCCCGCCACCCCCGCCCCCGCCCCCUCCGCCUCCCCCGCCCCCACCCCCACCCCCUCCCCCUCUCCCCAGCCAAUCCGCACCUUCUACGGGCUCAGCAGCCCCCACAUUUGUCAAGUACAGCACGAUAACAAGGCUGCAGAAUGCAGCUCAGCAGUCAUGGCCGAUAGGUAGACUUCCACCACCCCCAGUGAUGCAACCACAGUCAGCAAAGCCUCAGAUCCUGGUGCCCCCCAAUGGAGUUGUUCCCCCUCCCCCUCCCCCUCCCCCUCCCCCAACCCCUGGCUCAGCUAUGGCCCAGCUGAAGCCGGCACCGUGUGGCCCGUCCCUCCCCCAGUUUAGCCCCCCACCUCCUCCGCUGAAGAUUCAUCAAGUUCAGCAUAUUACUCAGGCGGCUCCUCCAACACCCCCACCACCUCCUCCCGUCCCUGCACCCCUCCCUCCCCAAGCCCCCCCAAAACCUCUCGUGACCAUCCCCCCCCCAACCAGCACCAAGACUGUGCUGCCUGUUGUGACACAAGCUGCGCCACCCACACCAACUCCUCCAGUGCCCCCAGCAAAAAAGCAGCUGGCUUUCCCUGUUUCUCACGUUCCACCCUCUCCCCCUGCCCCUCCUGGUCCAGUCCCCCCACCUACAUUACCCAAGCAACAGAGCUUCUGUGUGAAACCCCCUCCCUCUCCACUGUCCCCCGUGCCCUCAGUGCCCUCAGUGGUGAAGCAGAUCGCCAGCCAGUUCCCGCCACCUCCAACCCCUCCUCCUAUGGAAUCUCAGCCCCUAAAACCCAUCCCAGCAAAUGUAGCUCCACAGUCCCCUCCUGCUGUGAAAGCAAAACCCAAGUGGCAGCCCAGCUCCAUCCCUGUCCCCUCUCCUGACUUCCCGCCUCCCCCUCCUGAGAGCAGCCUGGUGUUUCCUCCUCCACUGCCACCACCGGCCCCAGCGCCCCCACCGCCACCGCCCACAGCUUCUCCUGCCCCUGACAAAAGUGGCUCUCCAGGCAAAAAGACCAGUAAGACAUCCAGCCCCGGGGGAAAGAAACCACCCCCAACCCCACAGCGCAACUCCAGCAUUAAAUCCAGUGGUUGUGCAGAGCACCCUGAGCCUAAGAGACCCUCGGUUGACAGUCUAGUGAGCAAGUUUGCACCACCGGCAGAAUCAGGGUCUCUCAGCAAGGAGACCCCACCGCCUCCCACAGCACCGCCCAAACCUGGCAAACUAAAUCUUCCUGGAGUUAACCUUCCUGGAGUUCUCCCACAAGGGUGUGUGUCAGCAAAAGCCUCUGUUCUGAGUGGGCAUGGAAAGGACUCCGUGGUGGAAUUUCCUUCUCCUCCGUCUGAUUCUGAUUUUCCACCCCCUCCACCUGAAAUAGAGCUUCCUCUGCCCCCUGUAGAGAUUCCAGCAGUAUUCUCGGGCAACACCUCUCCAAAAGUGGCAGUUGUUAAUCCUCAACCACAGCCAUGGUCUAAAACAUCAGUGAAGAAAGCCCCUCCACCCACACGACCCAAACGGAAUGACAGCACCCGCCUCACUCAAGCGGAGAUCUCGGAGCAGCCAGCAAUGGCCACAGUUGUGCCACAAGUGCCCACCUCUCCCAAAUCCAGCCUUAGCGUCCAGCCUGCAUUCCUGGCUGACCUCAACAGGACACUGCAACGGAAGUCCAUCACCCGGCAUGGCUCGCUCUCCUCCUCCCGCAUGUCCAGAGCAGAACCCACAGCCACCAUGGAUGAUAUGGCAUUGCCCCCGCCACCCCCUGAACUGCUGUCUGAGCAGCAGAAGGCUGGUUACGGAGGCAGUCACAUAUCAGGCUAUGCGACACUGCGGAGAGGACCCCCUCCUGCUCCCCCUAAAAGAGACCAGAACACCAAGCUCUCGAGAGACUGGUAGCUGCCAUAGGACUUUAUUUUCAUGAUAUCUGUAAUCUGUUCUACAAUCAGCUCACCUGAUCAUCUGUGAAUUCAGGUGUUCAGAGCCUCCUGGUGUGGUGGUGGUAUUCAGGUAGUGUCCAGCUAUAUGUAUGUGUGUGUACAUGUGUGCAUACAUCUGUAUACAUGUAUGUGUAUGUGGGUAUAGAGAGAAUGAGCUGAGAGUGAUUCUGUUUAUUCCUUUUCUCUCCUAAUCUAAAAGUGGUGUUUGUGUAUUAUGGGUGGAAGAGGCAUGGAAGGGGAUGUGUGUACUGUCUUAUGAUUUCAUUUAAUCCAUCGUGUGGAUUGGACCAAAAACUUCUAAUUAAUUAUUUAGAAGGUAUUUUAUGUGUCUGUCCAUGUGUAGCCUAUUUGUGCAUGUUGUGUAUUAUAUAAUUAAGGAAUAGAUGUAUAAUGUGCUAUUUCUCAGUUUGAGAAAAUGACCAGAAUAUUUGGGGUAUCUAUAGGACUUUUGUGUUUGUUUUUCCCCCCAGUUGGCUGAAGUUAGAACUGCUUGACUGACACUUCAUUAUUACAUGUAAAGGGGCACUUUAAAUCAGGAAAAUCUCUCAGCUUCACAGAACGGGUAAAUAGUGCAGGAUGGGGAAUGUUCACAAAUGUCAUCUGUAUAUGGUUGUGCAUAGAAAGCAAAUGCACAGUGUAACUAGGCCAUUCUAGUUGCAGUACUGCUGCAAUGAUCCUACCCACAUCUAGGAUGUUUUCUCUCACAGGUAAGUUCUUUGCCUACAAUACACAAAUAAUUUAGUGAUAUAAUCCUGGAUAGUUCCUUUUUAGUACUGUUUUAGGAAUCUUCGUCAAUUUGGCUUCAUGGUCCUUUGCUUUGAUUUAUUGUGAGAGAGUGUCCAACACAAUAUCCCUGUGUUCUGUCGCAAUGUAUCUUUGGGUCACCAGUACGUUUUUAUAGUGUGUGCUUUAGAUAGAUGUUGAUGCUAGAUAUCUGUAGACAAUUGGUAUAUGAAGUGCACACAUCUUGUGCCCAAUAUGGUACAUCAUUACAAAAAACACUUUCCAAAAUGCCUAUUUUGUGUAUUGCUCUAUAGGAGGGGUGAUGAGAAAGAACAAAACUGGCCCCUGUGCAAAUGUCAUUAAUCAGGUUGUAUAUGGGUUAUAACACAUGAUACAAAGAAUUCAUUAAGUAUACCACUAUCAUGGAGGAAAAGAAAAUAAAUGAGGUUUUGACAGUUUCAUCCAUAGCUACUGGAGCUACUAGGACCCUUGCUGGUCACAGCCCAGUUGUGGAAAUUUGUCCAGGUUACCAGGUGUUCUGAUAGAGUAGUGUAGUCAAAGUACAGUAAGUAGCAUUACAUAUUAUGCAUGUGCAGUUUCGUAUAACAUUGGAAUCAUUGCUCCAAGGACACACUAUACUUCUCUAUGCUUUUUUUCCCUGUGAAUUUUCGUUGGUACAUGAAGAAAUGUGUACUGUCUCAUCAAUUUAUGAUGACAAAUGACUGUUAGGAAUAAAAUGCAAUCUUAGAGCUGCUCUGAAACAAGAGAAUAAAAACUGGCCAUCCCAGCACUUGUAAAGUGAGCACAUCUUGUAGAAAGUCUUAUGCCUAUCAUGUGUAAGGAUUGAUUACUAAUGCAAACUGCAGAAAUCUUGUGACACUGUCCCACAAGGAAAAAUUGAUGCCAAUAAAGUGGGGCAGCAAUGAUAAAUAAUUCGAGAAUAAGCAAAACUUGUACUGUGUGCACAAGGUCUUACUGUAAUCAACUCUCCAAGAAAACUACAUCGUGGAGAGUGAGUGGCACCACUCCAUUGCUACAUCUCCAGCAUCUCCAGGAUAUUGUUCAGUACGUUCAUGUGGUUAUGGAGCAAUAAGAAUAUAUACCAUGGUGUAGUUUUAUAAAGCUCUGCUUCUUUAAAAGAUUAUUUUUUGGAUCUUUCCAAUUGUUCACAAAGUUUUGUGUGCUUGAUAGGCUUUUGAAGUGACCUUUCAGCACAUCUGCAUUGUUAAUUUAAGCAUGCACAGCAGUUUGGGUAUCAUUUGAGUAGAUUGCCAAGCUCCACUGUGACUCAUGAGUGAAGUAGUUUCCCAGUCUUCUGCCUGCAGUUUUAUAUUCUAAGGAUCACCCAUAUUUGUGGGUUAAAGCUAUUAAGAAUAUGAAUCCAAUUUCCUAAGUAUUCAUCCCUAGGGUUUUGCUUUGGGUUCUUUUAUUAUGGUGGAGUGUUUUUAAUAUGAAGGUGGACAAUGUCAACUUUCCUGGAGGGGAAAAAAUAAUGUACCCCAAUCUUCUUUCACCCACGAUUAGAGCCCUAAAACAACCCUAAAACAACAAUUAUUUUUCAAUGUAGGAUUUCCUGGAUUUCUUGCUUGUGUCAAUCCUGACGAUAGCCAUCCUGAAUAGAUGUUUCUGGUAUAUUUUCCUGAAAAAGCAGACAUCCUUUUGAACAUUUGUGAAGCCAAGAAGAGAGAGCAGGGCCAGAGGAAGGGGGACUAAGUCCUUUUUACCCCCUGUCCGGUGGCUUGUCUGACAAGCUGUUUCCCUUAUAUUCUCCAAGGAUGGAAUGGCUAUUAAUUAAAAAACAAAACUAAACUCUUAUACCACAUGUAUGAAACAACUGAAUUUAAGAAAACCUAAAAUGGUACUUUAGGUUAUACUUCUAGUAUUUUACUCCCUAAUGGGUUUUUCUUAAAUUUGAAUUUUUGUUGGGAUGUAGGGUUUCUUUCCUGAGACUCCUCUAUAUCUUGUAGCGCCUCUUCUUUUCUGGUGUAUUCCUGGAAAGCAUCCACUGCCAGAUGACAUUAGUACUGUGCCUUCUUUCACUGCCUUCUGCUCGGCAGCUCUAGCCCAGCUUGGCUGCUUCAGGUCAAAGAAGGAAUCUAGACAGUUGACUUAACCAUACUGAAGUCAACAGCAAGGAUGAUCUCAUCCUGCUACGGAGAGCGGUGUAAACAGGUGCCUAUCAGAGAUAGUGACUUGCUUAAUUAGUGACACCCUUAAUUUCUACUGUAGAUAAUUUCAAAGUUGGAUCACUGUAUGCUUUUAAGUUUGGGCACCAACUCUGAAGGACAAAAGAACCUAUUCUCAGUAAAACAACUUCAGGUUCAUAGGUAGUAUAAAUAUUAGAUGUUAGACUAUUCUGUUGAAUUUUACCAGGUUAAAAACUUAAACUUUAAAAUUUCUUUUUCCCCUUAGCUGCUAUAAUUCUCAUUCGGAGAAGUAACUAUUGAGGUUUUUAUAGAUACCCACUUAACCGUAAAUUGGAUUUUUUAAAUUUCUGGGACUUUUUAAAAUGAGAAAGAUCGCAGAGUCUUAAGUUAUGGAAAACUAUUUCCAUCAGAAAAUUUCAAAUGAAGUAACGUAAACAUGGAUGUUUUACAGUCCUCUAAAAACAUGGAUGGUUUACAGUCCUCUAAAAAAAAGGUGCUCCUGCCCACCGCCGGCAUAUCCUGUAAAAAAAAAAAAAAAAAGGGCUGUGAACUGUCAUGGGUCCCCUCUCUACAUCUGUUUUGUCACUGAAAACAAUGCUGAGAGUUUACCGAGAAAGAAAAAAUUGGAGGAAUCAUAGUAAUUUAGUAAAGUGACAACUCUUGAGAUCAAGGUUAAUAGGAGCUGUGUAUCCAACUCAAGUUUCAGAAGCUGCUCUUCUGGGAGAAUAAGCAGCUUGUUUCAAGGAUGUAAGGUUAUAAAUUAGCCUGAAGAAUAUUUUAACUGAUGUAAUCCCACAGAUUUUAUUCAAGUUUAAAUUAAACCCAUAUAAUCCUGUGACUGUAGGUGUGAUGACUCAUUCAAUAAAAUAGGUGUAAAAAUUUGGGCUUACACACUUGCAAGGAUGACUAUAUACAUCCUUUUGGCACUUUGAAUUUAUACACACACAUACUUGACAUCAUUUGUAUUAGCAGGGUACUCCUAACCCUGUAGGGAUAUGUGACCUCUUACAAAGUUGAGAUUUGAUCCAAAGAGAAGUGCAAGUAGAACAGAAUUAAAUACCUAUGGUCUUAAGAUUUUCCUAUUAAACUUCAGUGAGAACAUUUCUAUACCUUUACCAGUCUAUCCCUCAAAGAAAAUAGUUCUCAAUUCUUAUUGUGCCCUUGGACAGUCUCCAUGUAAAACAAAUCUGAAAUUUAGCUGUAGAAUGAAUUUGCUAAAUAUAAGCAAAACAACAUACUUGAUAGACACUUGAAGGGAAAAACUCCCCAACUGGUUUGCUCUUUGGUUGAAGUAAUAAACCAUUUAGAAGACAAAACAAUAUUUGCUGUAAUCCCCAGUGCCUUGAAUUCCUUUGGCAGAAUAGCAUUUUUUAAAAAAAUCAAAGCAAACUUUGAGGUGCUAAUGAAAGCAAAGGAAGGUAUUUCAAGUUUUGGCAGAAAUGGAAAAAAGUGAUUGUCUCAAAAGAGAUGGCUUCAUCUACCUAAAACGGGGUCUGGCUGCUUUUUACCAAAGACAUUUAGAAAAGUGAAUCGAGUCAUAUUUUAAAGAUGGCUACACUGAGAAGUCUGUUGAUCGUGGAUGGCUAUUAAUACCAAGCUCAUGAUUGUGGAAGCCUCAGCCUCUUCUUAGGCAGUAAAACAUGUCUACAGCACUUAAGGGGGAGGGGGAAAAAAAACUUAACAUUUUGGAAACUGUUCAUUUGUUCAUUAAAUUUAUUGUAACCUAAUAUACCAAAAACUGCCAUUUUUCAUGAUUCCCCAAUCUCUUAAAUUUUUUUCUCUGCUUGUAAAUAAUCCCUCCUAGAAAAAAAGCAUUAACUGGAAUGUUUCAAAUGAUUUUGCUUAAUUUUAUUAUCAGCGACUCAUGAACUCUUCUUUACAGAAUGUACAUUUAAGAUAAGACAUCAUUAGCUUGUGCUAAGUGUUGUAAAAACAUUGUUUACUGUUUUAAAGGAAAAUUGCACAUUAUAUUUAACUGGGGUUGCUCCCUCCCCUCCCCAUUUCUUUUUUAAAAAAAAAGUCAAUGCUCACAUAGACUUCUAGGCUGUGGGAGCUUUGCCAUAAAUAAAUAGAAACAAAGUAGAAAUAUACUUUUUUAAAGCAUGAAAAAGAUGACACAAGGAACUGCAUUAUAAAGUAUCAGAUAGAGGACAUCAUUCAAAGGAUUAUGUAUAGCUCAGUAAAGACAAAGUUACAAUUUUUCUUUCAGCUUUGUUAUUUUCUUCUGCAUAAAUGUAUGCUCUCAUUUCAUUACGUGCCUUGCUCCCUGAUUGUGUAAAACUAUAUAGAGAGAUAUAUAUGAGAGAGAUAUAUUCAGUACUACUGACGAUGUUUUUGUUUUGCUGGAUUAAGUUAUUUUCUAAGUUGCUCUUGCCAGUUACUGUCAGUAAAAUAUUGUAAUGGCUUAGGACAGUAGUCGUACAGUCAGUGUAAAUUUGUUUUUCAGUUACAUGUUUUCAUUAUGUCAGUUUACCCAAUCCUUAAUAAAAAGAAAAAAAAAUAGAUUUCAUUUAAA
Messenger RNA from Lemur catta (Ring-tailed lemur), 9409 nucleotides. It is a transcript of the gene RAPH1, whose product is annotated as Ras association (RalGDS/AF-6) and pleckstrin homology domains 1. Bases 222 to 3983 code for a protein of 1253 amino acids. Gene Ontology annotation, cellular component: cytosol; plasma membrane. The record is from RefSeq and is a predicted model, not a curated record. The transcript has 14 exons. Gene Ontology annotation, biological process: signal transduction. NCBI's taxonomy places the organism in Eukaryota, Metazoa, Chordata, Mammalia, Primates, Lemuridae.